GUCCGCCGCACCGGUGACCGGCCGCGCCUACUUUCUGUGGCACCGGGAAGCUGGCUGGAAGAAAUGCAAUGGCACAUCUGGAUUCUGAAGUGAAAGAAGAAUGUCUGAGGGAAGACCUGAGGUUUUACUUCAUGAACCCCUGUGAGAAGUACCGGGCCAGACACCAGAUUCCGUGGAAACUGGGUUUGCAGAUUUUGAAGAUAGUCAUGGUUACUGCACAGCUUGUUCGUUUUGGUUUAGGUAACCAAUUGGUGGUUGCUUUCAAAGAAGAUAACACUGUUGCUUUUAAGCACUUGUUUUUGAAAGGAUAUUCUGGUAUAGAUGAAGAUGACUACAGUUGCAGUGUAUAUACUCAAAAGGACGCCUAUGAGAGCAUCUUUUUUGUUAUUCAUCAGUAUCAUCGUCUAAAGAACAUUUCCCUGGCGACCCUUGACUAUGGAGAAAAUGAAGACAACAUAAUUGGCUUAAAAAUCUGUAAGCAGCAUUACAAGAAAGGGACCAUGCCUUCUUCUAACGAGACCCUGAACAUUGACAGCGACAUUGAGACAGACUGCACUAACUUGGACCUUCAGACACUUGACAAGGACCCUCAGGACUGGAUGCAGUCCCCGUUCUUCAGUCUGGAAUUCUAUCGGCUCUUACAAGUUGAAAUCUCCUUUCACCUUAAAGGCAUUGACCUACAGACGAUUCAUUCCCGUGAAUUACCCGACUGCUACAUCUUCCGGAACACGAUCACCUUCAAUAAUAAAGCGCACAGUGGCAAAAUCAAAAUCUAUUUUGACAGUGACGCCGAUAUUGAAGAAUGUAAAGACCUGAACAUAUCUGGCUCUAUUCAGAAAAACCCUCAGUAUGUCCUGGUGUUUGAUGCAUUUGUCAUUGUGAUUUGCCUGGCCUCCCUCAUCCUGUGCACAAGGUCUGUUGUUCUUGCUCUCCGACUACGAAAGAGAUUUCUAAAUUUCUUCCUGGAGAAGCACAAGCGACGUGUGUGUGAGGCUGACCAGUGGGAGUUCAUCAGUGGAUGGUAUGUCCUGGUGAUUAUCAGCGACCUCAUGACCAUCAUUGGAUCCAUAUUAAAAAUGGAAAUCAAAGCAAAGAAUCUCACAAAUUAUGACCUGUGCAGCAUUUUGCUUGGGACGUCUACACUCUUCGUUUGGGUUGGUGUCAUCAGAUACCUGGGGUAUUUCCAAGCAUAUAACGUGCUCAUUUUAACAAUGCAAGCCUCACUGCCCAAAGUUCUCCGGUUCUGUGCUUGUGCUGGCAUGAUCUAUCUGGGUUACACCUUCUGUGGCUGGAUUGUCUUGGGCCCAUAUCAUGAGAAGUUUGAAAACCUGAACAUAGUUGCCGAGUGCCUGUUUUCCCUGGUCAACGGUGACGACAUGUUUGCAACCUUUGCUCAAAUCCAGCAGAAGAGCAUCUUGGUGUGGCUAUUCAGCCGUCUGUACUUGUAUUCCUUCAUCAGCCUUUUUAUAUACAUGAUUCUCAGCCUUUUUAUUGCACUUAUUACGGAUUCUUACGACACCAUUAAAAAAUACCAGCAGAAUGGAUUUCCUGAAACGGAUCUGCAGGAAUUCCUGAAGGAAUGUAGCAGCAAAGAGGAGUGUCAGAAAGAGUCUUCAGCCUUCCUGUCCAGUGUCUGCUGUCUGAGGAGGAAAGGAAGCGAUGACCCCUUGAUACUUAUUAACUAAAGUCCUGCUAAAGAACUAAGUGUCAGGCCUCCUUUUCCAGCAGCAAUGCUAAUGGACCACAGAUUAUCCUGGACCAGUGAUUCCUAAAGGAUUGUCUUAUUUAAUUGUGGAUUGGGAAAGAAGAGCGACUGUCAGCUGGCUGACCAUGACCGAAGUUCCAAACUUUAUAUAAAAAGUUGGAGGGUGAAGAAUAGACCACAGGCUGCUACUGGGCAUCAGUGCAAUUAAGCAGUGAUAAUGAUAUUCUCUACUGCUCUCUUAAUUUAUGACAUGAUGCUGUUGGGAUGGAAAAAAAAAUCCCUUUUUAGACUGUACAAAACAAUGAUGUUGAAAGCCAUGUAUUUAAAUGUGUGUGUUUAUUGUCAGAUAAGGAUUUGUGUUAAUAGUGAUUAUUAAGUUCAAAGACAUAUGUUAAUUCAUGGUCUGCACAGAAAUAUAGUUGGAUGCAAUACCAAAUUAAGACUCCAUGAUGGAGAAUUAUUAAACCAUAUAGAGAUCACACGCCAUUCAACAGAAAGACCUGCAAUAGACAGUUCUUGACCCAUUUUCCUGCAAGUUUUCUUCUUCAACAUGUUUUAAGUGACUUUUGGCAUAGUCAAUCAGAUGAAUUGGAAACAGAACAUGAGGAUACCUCGUCACUUGUGCUAAUUCCUGAUUGUGCACACAUGCCAUGUGGCAGUGAACUGUAGCAAUGGUCACUCAUUUUAACAAUUGCUCUCCACUGUGGUGGAGACUUCAGCUUUGUUAAGCAAG
This is a messenger RNA of Urocitellus parryii (Arctic ground squirrel), 2438 nucleotides long. RefSeq names its product mucolipin TRP cation channel 2 (gene Mcoln2). Lineage: Eukaryota; Metazoa; Chordata; Mammalia; Rodentia; Sciuridae. Gene Ontology annotation, cellular component: membrane. Gene Ontology annotation, molecular function: NAADP-sensitive calcium-release channel activity. The record is from RefSeq and is a predicted model, not a curated record.